Messenger RNA from Parasteatoda tepidariorum (common house spider), 1531 nucleotides. Lineage: Eukaryota; Metazoa; Arthropoda; Arachnida; Araneae; Theridiidae. The record is from RefSeq and is a predicted model, not a curated record.
UUACUUCCAUCUUUAUAUCAAGAAAAAAGGCUUCCAAGAAAUUCUAUCACAUUUUAAAAGAAAUUUGAAAGGAGACCUGCCGAAAUAAUUAAUUCCAAAAUUUCUUCAUGAAUCAAUGUAAAGAUGUCAAAUUCAAGUGCCUUUCCAGGCGAAGUUGAUUCACAACCUGGUUUCAAACCUAAUUAUGAUCCAUUGCAAAGUAUUUCUUCUGGUAGAUUUUGCAAUAUCCAACUUUGUAAGCCUUCCUCACUAAAACGUUGCGGCACUGUCGAGCGCAGUGUCGGUGUACCUAAAGAUAAAGCAUAUAAUUCCAACUAUGUGCCAACACUGUCGUCUAGAGGUGCUCAUGAAAUGAUACCCGAUUCUAAUCUGGGCACUAAUAAUGCUCAUUUACAAUCAUUACAAUCUCAAUUACUGAAAAUCAAGACCAAUUCUAAUGAUUUGCCUUUAUCCAGGUUCUUUACUCGAAAAACAUAUGCUGUAUUAUUCUUGCUUUUCCUUUUUGCGGGUUUCGUCCUGUAUGGUGCAGUAUUUAGUGAAAUAUCAAAACGGAUUUCUGGUGUUUUUAUAUCAAAAGCUGGCAUAUUGUCAAACUUAGUUAUUCAUCAAAUGCCUACAAUACACCAAAAUAAGGAAAUUGAGACAAUUUGUUCAAUAAAAAGUACAGAUUCUAAUUUUUGUAAUGUAACUGAAGAAAUGAAUAAACAUAUCAGAAUUUCUAAAACAGCUGAGAAAAAUUCUGAGCUAAAGUAUUCGGCUGUACAGUCUACUCUGAAUUUUUGUGAUCAUAAAUUUAUUCUGUCUGAACAAAUUGAGCCAUUUGAAAAACUGUUUUUAGCCACCAUGAGAAAAUUGAUUUACAAUGCUACAGAGACUGGUUCCUCCUAUUUCUUUCAUGAAUGGUUACAAUCGAUAAUAGCAGGUACCAUAGAAAAUAAUACUCAAAGACUAAAGCUCGAAUUUCAAACAUUAAAAGAUACAGCUCCUCCCACGCAUUGCUGUACACAGAAAAUGGCUGAAUGUAUGGUAAAAGACUAUUCUAAGUCCAAAGAAAAAGCUGAAAACACCAUUGAGAUGCCGAAUACAUCUAACAAAGAAUAUAUAGCUAGUAUUUUCCGGGAACUCUUUGAUGAAAUGAUGUUACGUUAUGAUACAGAAAAAAAGAAAUUAGUAGAUUUUGCCUUGAAAUCAGCAGGUGGUAAAGUUUUGUCAGUUAAGCAGACUGAAAAUUAUUUUGAAAGGAAAGUCUCAUAUGGUUUUUUAAAUUACAUAAAACUUAUAAAGCUGCAGAAUUCUCCAGAGGAAGCUAUACAGGUCUGAUAGUGAUGAUCAAGGAAAAGCUUUUGGGAUAUAUUCAUAUAAUUUGAAAGGAUAUCCGGUGCAAUAUUUUCCUGUUCAGAAUAAAUUUAAUCAGCCAUUCAAAUUUGUGGAGUUACGGAUUCUCUCAAAUCAUGGAAAUUCAGAAUAUACCUGCCUUUACAGAUUCAGAGUCCAUGGAAUAAUUGCCAAANAGAAAAAAUUUUUGAAAUAG